Molecule: messenger RNA, 1584 nt
Organism: Achroia grisella
Lineage: Eukaryota; Metazoa; Arthropoda; Insecta; Lepidoptera; Pyralidae
Product: synaptic vesicle glycoprotein 2B-like
Exons: 10
Coding region: 1-1584 (527 amino acids)
Biological process (GO): transmembrane transport
Cellular component (GO): membrane
Molecular function (GO): transmembrane transporter activity
Source: RefSeq, a predicted model, not a curated record
AUGACGGAUAAUGAAAAAAAUGAGGCGGAUGCGUUUACAAAGAAAAAAGAGCCUAUGGAAAUCAUUGAAGAUGCACUGGUGUUAUGCAAGUUUGGGAGGUUCCACUUCUUCCUUCUCUUUGCCUCUUUGGCGGGAGUAUUUGCCUCUACAAUGGCUACGACCACCUCCUCAUAUAUUCUGCCAAGCGCAGAAUGUGACCUUCGUAUGACAAUCAUGCAGAAGGGGUUAUUGAACGCUAUGCCUUUUGUUGGUCAAGUAGGUGCUUCGUUAUUCACGGGAUUCCUAAUAGACGCGUUUGGAAGACGAAUAUUUCUUGUGACCGGAUACUUUGGGAUGUUUGCCUGUUCGAUAAUAGAAGGCACGAGUCAAAGUUAUAUAGUAUUGAUAUUAGUGAAACUUGUAGAAGGCAUAUUCCUGAGCAUCUGCUUCGGUGCGACGUCAGUAAUGGUUUCUGAAUUUUCACAUAAAAACGUUAGAGAUAGAGUGAUGAUGUGUUACGCAGGAUUCAUGUCUACAUCGUUAAUAGUUAUGGCUCUGAUGUCGUGGGCCAUAUUACCUCAGUCAUGGGAUUUCGUACUUUGGGAAGGUCGUUUCGUAUUACAUUCAUGGAAUCUUUAUUUCUUCAUAAUCUCCAUUUGGAGUCUGCUGGCUGGAAUAAGUUACUACAUGUUACCGGAAAGUCCCAAAUUCUUAUUAAGUCAUGGACAAGAAAACGAGGCAUUGGAGAUUUUGACGAGAAUGUACAAUAUUAAUACAGGGGAGCCAAAGGAAUCUUUUCCUAUUAAAUCAUUUUGUGAGAAAAGUGAACAUGUACCGACAAUCACAAUUAGUUUUAGGAAGCAAUUAACAAAUGGACUGAUUGAAGUGAAGAAAUUAUUUAAAAAACCAUUAUUUAUGAGAUUAUUGCUGUUUUCGGCUAUGACAUUCGUUUGUUUGCUGGCAUACACUGCAUUAAGAUUAUGGUACCCACAACUAUCUACGAUAGUUGAAAACUAUCAGAAAGCACAUAAUGAAACUCAGCAGUUUUGUACUAUGCUCAACGAGUACACAAAGGAGCUGGCUAGAAAAGUUUCGCAAAUAAAUAUUAAUGUUUCUGAACCUCAAGAGUGUAUACCGCAAGUAAGUGGAGCAGUGACGUAUAUAAAUGGGAUAAUUUUAGGUUUCGUCUCCCUCAUUUGUAUCGCUACCAGUGGCUACUUGGUAGUAUUCUUCGGUCAGAAGCCUCUAAUGUUUGUUCUCUUAAUACUGAGUGCUACAUGCUCAGGAUCUCUUUAUUGGACAAACUCUUCAAUACAGAUUGCGAUAUUGGUAUCCGCCACAUGUGGAUUUAUGCAGACAGCGUUAAGUUUGCAACAGAGUAUUCUUGUGAGAGUAUUUCCCACUACAUUAAGAGGUCUAACAAUAUCAAUUAUUGUAAUGAUUGGCAGAGCUGGAUCCUUGAUUGGAAAUGUGUUAUUCCCGGUAUUAUUGGAAAUUGGAUGUAUGGCGCCAUUUUUAACGUUAUCUAUAAUAACAUUAUGUGUGGCUGGAUUGGUUUAUUUUCUACCUAAUCCGCAAAAGGAGAACGAAGCGGGUGAUAAAUAA